AUGAAAUCCCUUAGCCUGCUUUUAGUUGCGUUCUUCAGUCUCUUGGCUGUCUGCAACGCUUCAUGUGGUCCUGCUGCUCCAGUCGCUGCGUAUUCUCCUGUUACAUUUCCCGCUCCUCCCUGCCCGAAAAAUUACAUCUUCAGCUGCCAGCCUCAACUACGGCCACUUCCCUGUGCUCAUCCACCUGCUGCUGCUGCUGGUGAUUAUGGCAGUGCUGGUUCUUACACAGGUCAAUUGCCAGUUUACGCCCUGCCACCCUACAAUUACGGAGUUAAGCCCUACCAAACUGAGAAAUAG
Molecule: messenger RNA, 297 nt
Organism: Stomoxys calcitrans (stable fly)
Lineage: Eukaryota; Metazoa; Arthropoda; Insecta; Diptera; Muscidae
Product: vitelline membrane protein Vm32E-like
Exons: 1
Coding region: 1-297 (98 amino acids)
Source: RefSeq, a predicted model, not a curated record